AUGGAUAUCACGAGAAAGAGUAAAAAGAAGAAAUUGGUGAAGGAAGGCGGGAAGGAUGAGAAGCGUGGGGUUUGCUACUUGGGUCGGAUUCCUCCUCGCAUGGAUCCUUCAACACUUCGUCAGAUGCUCUCUCAGUUUGGAGAGAUACAAAGGGUUUAUCUUACACCUCAAGACCCUUCUGCUCAAGUACAUAACAUCCGAGCUGGUAAAUUUCAAAGGCAAAACUUUUCAGAAGGGUGGGUUGAAUUUUCUGACAAAAGGGUUGCUAAGAGAGUUGCUAAUAUGUUAAAUGGUGAACAAAUAGGUGGGAGGAAGAGGUCAUCUUUCUACUACGAUCUUUGGAAUAUCAAGUAUUUAAGUAAAUUCAAGUGGGAUGAUCUUACUGAAGAGAUUGCUUACAAGAAAGCCACUCGGGAGCAAAAACUAGCUUUAGAAAUAUCUGCUGCUAAGAGGGAGCGGGAUUUCUAUCUCUCUAAAGUUGAUAAGUCCCGUGCUUUGAGUUGCAUAGAAGAAAGAUUGAAAAAGAAGCAAAAGGUCGAAGAAGAUCCAGGACUAAAGCAAAAGGCCGAAGAAGAUCCAGAAAACAAGCCUGAUCUCCCUGUUAGCCAGCCAAAACGGGAGGUAAUUCGCCGGUUCCGACAGAAGACCCCUGUUGCAGAUAAUGCUGCCGAAAUCAGACCUCGGCUCUCGAAAGAUAUACUUGCAGGGGUAUUUGGUGGUUCUUAG
Messenger RNA from Prunus armeniaca (apricot), 726 nucleotides. NCBI's taxonomy places the organism in Eukaryota, Viridiplantae, Streptophyta, Magnoliopsida, Rosales, Rosaceae. The record is from the annotation of a GenBank genome assembly.